UUGCAAAGAUGAAAGCUGGAGAUAGACAAUGGUGGACUUCAGAAAGGCAAUCUGUCCACUACUGCAGGCAUAUACUCCACACCUGCGAUUUCUUCUGCCCUGUAACUCCUGAGAGUGUCACUCAUUUUGUCAAAAAGAAUGCUGUCGUUUAAAAUCUUUCACAUAUCAGUGAGUUUUUUUCUGCAGCAAAAUCCCAAAGUGUGAUGUAAAAUUGUAGCUAGUUGAGUAAAUACUACAUCCUAGAAGUUUCCAUAAUUUUGGCCCAGUGGAAGUACAUAUGAAUUGUGUCUAAAUCCCCUAAGGAGUGGAAAUAUGUGUUUCCUCUGUUUCACCAGUGUCCUUUCUGGUCACUCACUAUCCUAAUGCCAGCAGCUUUCCCUGAAGCUGGCAAGAUUUAGCUGCUACUAGCAAGGCUGCUGAUAUAAGGACAAAAAGCUCUAUGGCUGGUGAAGGACAGAGUGCCGUGAUUGGCAGGACACCUGAGGGCGGGGGUCAUCCGUUGGACCUUCAUGUCCUAACCUCGAUGUCUUUCUAACUGGCUUAAAUGGGUUUGCUUGUUUUCCACUUUUGUUAUUAAAAUAGAAGUGGAAAUUUGCUUUUCCUAGCCUAUCAGCAUCUCUUUCCUCAGCCUGCCUGACCUUGAGGUGGCGCAGCUGCCUCGGUGGAGUUAAAAAUGGACCUUCAAGCUGGCUUUAGUUUCUGUUGCUCUGCCUGCAAGUGUCGUCCCACUCAUCUGUUUAUCACAAGCUCUUUACCACUUGUGUUGUUGUUAGCCUGGACAGUUGAUCUUGUUAUUCAAGGCCCUAACCUGCAGGUCCUUGUACAUGUCGUCCCCAAAGGGCAGGGACUGGUGCAGGAACCCCUCCUAGAGAAAAAUGCACCCCCAGCCCCAGGUAUCUCGGUAGUUUCUCCAUCUUCUGAUCCCUGGCAACCCGACCGGGAAUACCCGUGCUUAGCAAAUCCUGUACUUCGGGGACAGGGCAGCGGGGCAGUGGGCAUAGGGUGGCUUAGUGCCUUAGGAAAAAAAUGUUUGGCCGCUUGCUUUUAUGGGUGUGCGAUCCUUUCUACUCCCUCUUACCCAGGGCUCCCUGCGAGAGUCACAGGCAUUAUCCCAACAGUAUAACUCUUUAUUCUCAUGCCUUCAAGCUUUUUGAAGACCAAAACCUAAACUUUUCCAAAACAGGCCCACCAGUAACCUCAGCUUCUGGGAAUGGCAAUUGCUCCAAGCUAUCCUGCUGGUGGAGCAAGCAAGGAGAUCCCGUUAGUGGUUUUGUUUAGUUUCUUGGCACUGCCCCCCACGCCCCUUCAAUUCAAGCUGCCUGCUUUCAGAAGCCAGGUCUUAGAACAGUGCCAGGCUCGCCCUGGCCGCAGAGAAAAGGUUUUAGUCACAGCUGUAGCAUCCCCAAAGAUGCCCCAUUGAUUCCUAAGUGCAGCUGAAGCCAGAGAGCCCUUGCCACAUCCGACCACCUGCGGAGACUGGGUGCAGACUGGAGCUGAUGGGUUAGAUGUCAGAACAUGAGCAUAAGGGAUGCUCACAGAACACAGACUCAAGUAAGCCAAGCACUUACUCAGGAUGACACAGCAAAGCCUCCGGCCAUGGCUAACAAGACCUGGAGCUUCCUCCUGCCUGAACAGCUCCUUAGCCAAGACCUGCUCAGUCUGAACAUGGAAGCAAGCAAGCCUUGGGCAGGAGCUCACAUCAAAGAAUCCAGGUUAGUGGCCGAAGGGGGUGGUUCUUAGGUGAAUUACAGUCAGGGUGACCAGUGGCCUACCCAGGAAACAGCAGGUGUCCGCCCAACCAGUGGCAGAUCCUCAACUCCCAGAAGUUUUGCCUGGGCCCCUGCCUUCCCUGGAACUAAAUGCAUGCGACCUGGCCCAGCAGGGGCGGGCCGGGGCACGGGCCGGGCGGGUGGCGCAGGUGGGCGUGCCAGCCAGGCAGGGAGGCUGGGCCUAUAAAACACUCUCUGUUCCGGAGGCGGAGCGGCCGGGUGCAGCCUGUGCUGGUGGGCGCUGUGGCCCGGAGCCUUCGGCUCGCAGAGGGACUGUGCGGCGGCGGGGCCACUGUCCAAGGAUCGGGCUACUGAGGGGCGCCUGCCUCGGUUUACCCCUCAGCAUCCGGUGAAAUCCCUGCAGCGCCUAAGGGGAAAACCGUUCUGCUCCGCGAGGGAAACAGAGCCGUUGACCAUGGUUGCAACGGGCAGUUUGAGCAGUAAGAACCCGGCCAGCAUUUCAGAGUUGCUGGACGGUGCCUAUCACCCUGGGAGUCUGCUAAGUGAUUUCGACUACUGGGAUUACGUUGUCCCUGAGCCCAACCUCAACGAGGUGGUAUUUGAAGAGACGACGUGCCAGAAUUUGGUUAAGAUGUUGGAAAACUGUCUAUCCAAAUCAAAGCAAACCAAACUCGGUUGCUCCAAGGUCUUGGUCCCUGAGAAACUGACCCAGAGAAUUGCUCAAGAUGUCCUGCGGCUCUCCUCCACAGAGCCCUGCGGCCUUCGGGGGUGUGUUCUGCACGUGAACUUGGAAAUUGAAAAUGUAUGUAAAAAGCUGGACAGGAUUGUGUGUGAUGCUAGUGUGGUGCCGACUUUUGAGCUGACACUCGUGUUUAAGCAGGAGAACUGCUCAUGGACGAGCCUCAGGGACUUCUUCUUUAGCAGAGGUCGCUUCUCAACUGGCCUUCGUCGAACUCUGAUCCUCAGCUCAGGAUUUCGACUUGUUAAGAAAAAACUGUACUCUCUGAUUGGAACGACAGUCAUUGAAGAGUGCUGAGGAGAGACACAAGUAAAGUCCCCUAAUGAGUGGAUAGUAAACCUCUGAAGCUCUCUAGUCAGCCGUUUGUAGUUUGCCUGCCUGCCCUCACCAAGAACUCCCAGACUUAGGCCAUCUUCCUUCCGUGUUUCUCACCCUCAGCAACCUGCUUCAAA
Messenger RNA from Cricetulus griseus (Chinese hamster), 2921 nucleotides. The record is from RefSeq and is a predicted model, not a curated record. NCBI's taxonomy places the organism in Eukaryota, Metazoa, Chordata, Mammalia, Rodentia, Cricetidae.